CAUUCCCCUGUUCCAAUUAUCCAAACAUUAUCACCCUCACUCAGCGCCCAAAUAUCCUCUUCUCGCACACCAAAUCACAUCUCCGACCACCACCUGGAUAACAUGACCACCCUACGAGGUUUCGACGCCCCCAUCUCCACCGUCUCCGCCGCCACAAACCCAUCUCUCUUAACUUUGCCUAAAACCCCCUCAACCCUCUUCUUUCCCCAUAAACUCCGAUUAUUCACCAGACUCAACAGAUUCCAAACUUCCAAGAUUUUGUGUGGGAAUUUGACAACGGCAGAGGUUGGGGAUGAGGAAGAAGUUGAAAUUGCUGAAGGUUAUACAAUGACUAAAUUUUGUGAUAAAAUGAUUGAUCUGUUUAUGAAUGAGAAGCCCAAGCCUAAAGACUGGAUGAGUUAUUUGAUUUUUAGAGAGGAUUGGAAUAAGUAUAGGGAGAGGUUUUAUAAUCGGUGUAAAACACGUGCCGAUAAUGAGAAUGAUUUCACCGUGAAGCAGCGGUUGGUCACGUUGGCAACAGAAGUGAAAAGGGUUGAUGAUGAAAUGGAAAAACAUGCAGAGCUUCUUAAGCAGAUAGAAGAUAGCCCUAUGGACAUAAACGCCAUUGUUACAAGACGGCGUAAGGACUUUACGGGGGAAUUUUUUCGUUAUCUGACUGUCGUUCAAGAAACACAUGACAGCUUGGAGGACCGCGAUGCUGUUGCUAGGCUUGGAGCAAGAUGCUUAUCUGCAGUGAGUGCUUUUGACAACACGUUAGAAACUGUGGAAACAUUGGAUGCUGCACAGGCCAAAUUUGAGGAUAUUUUGGACUCGCCUUCGAUAGAAGCCGCAUGUGCCAAGAUUAAAAGUCUUGCGAAGGCGAAAGAACUCGAUUCCUCUUUGAUUUUGCUAAUAAACAGUGCUUGGGCCUCUGCAAAAGAAUCUCCUACCAUGAAAAAUGAGGUGAAAGCGAUCAUGUACGAGUUAUACAAAGCCACCAAGAGAAGUUUAAAGAGCAUAGCACCGAAAGAAAUAAAGCUACUUAAGUACCUGUUAAACUUCACAGAUCCAGAAGAGCGUUUCUCAGCUUUAGCAACUGCGUUCUCUCCUGGUAAAGACAACGAGGCCAGGAAUCCGAAUGCAAUAUACACAACUCCAAAGGAGCUGCAUAAGUGGAUUACGGUCAUGCUUGAUGCAUACCAACUGCAUAAAGACGAAACUGAUAUUGAGGAAGCCAAGGAGAUGAAUUUACCGAUGGUUAUCCAGAGACUUACGAUUCUCAAAGAAACGAUUGAAGAAGAAUAUUUGGAAAAGGAAGCCUCUGAAGCCAAAAAAGACAUAGACGUAGUUGCGGAAGAAGAAGACUAAGGUACUAUUAAGUUUUUUUGUUAUUUGAAUUAGGAAACAUAGAACUGUACUCUGUGUUGGAUAUUUGGAUUGAUUUAGGCUGUACAAAUCUAUCAAGUGAGUUUAUAGACUCGUUAAUAAUAUUA
Molecule: messenger RNA, 1472 nt
Organism: Helianthus annuus (common sunflower)
Lineage: Eukaryota; Viridiplantae; Streptophyta; Magnoliopsida; Asterales; Asteraceae
Exons: 6
Coding region: 103-1347 (414 amino acids)
Cellular component (GO): chloroplast thylakoid membrane; chloroplast envelope
Source: RefSeq, a predicted model, not a curated record